Molecule: messenger RNA, 1062 nt
Organism: Galeopterus variegatus (Sunda flying lemur)
Lineage: Eukaryota; Metazoa; Chordata; Mammalia; Dermoptera; Cynocephalidae
Gene: ACR
Product: acrosin
Exons: 6
Coding region: 1-1062 (353 amino acids)
Biological process (GO): acrosome reaction; proteolysis
Molecular function (GO): serine-type endopeptidase activity
Source: RefSeq, a predicted model, not a curated record
AUGGAGGCGACGCUGCCAACUGCCGUUCUGGUCUUGGCAGUGUCUAUGGUUGCCAAAGGUGACACAUCGUGUGAUGGCCCCUGCGGGUUACGGUUCAGGCAGAACCCGGAAGGCGGCAUGCGUGUCGUCGGGGGGCAGGCGGCGCAGCACGGGGCCUGGCCCUGGAUGGUCAGCCUCCAGAUCGUCACCCACAGCGGCCGCCGGUACCACGCCUGCGGAGGCAGCCUGCUGAACGCACACUGGGUGCUGACGGCCGCUCACUGCUUCCACGGCAAGAAUAAAAUGUAUGACUGGAGACUGGUGUUUGGAGCAAAUGAAAUUGUGUAUGGGAACGACAAGCCCGUGAAGGCGCCGCUGCAGGAGAGAAAUGUCGAGAAAAUCAUCAUUCACGAAAAGUACAAUGCCGCGUCAGAGGGGAACGACAUUGCUCUCCUGAAGGUCACCCCUCCCGUUGUGUGCGGCCACUUCAUUGGGCCGGGCUGCCUGCCCCAGUUCAAGGCGGGCCCACCCAGAAGUCCCCGGAACUGCUGGGUGACUGGCUGGGGAUACAUGAAAGAGAAAGCCCCCAGGCCGUCACCUAUUCUGCAGGAGGCGCGCGUGGAGAUCCUUGACCUCUACUUGUGCAACUCGACUCGGUGGUACAACGGGCUCAUUAAGUCGACCAAUGUGUGCGCAGGGUAUCCCGAAGGCAAGAUUGACACCUGCCAGGGGGACAGCGGCGGGCCUCUCAUGUGCAGAGAAAGCAGCGAUACGCCCUAUGUGGUCGUGGGGAUCACGAGCUGGGGGGUAGGCUGUGCCCGUGCUAAGCGCCCCGGAAUCUACACGGCCACCUGGCCCUAUCUGACCUGGAUUGCCUCCAAGAUCGGCGCCAUCGCCCUGCCCAUAGUGCCACCGGCCACCCUGCCCGCGCCCACCUCCCCUGGGAAGCCUCCCCAGGCGCUUUCCUUUGCCAAGCGCUUACAGCAGCUCAUAGAGACCUUGAAGGGGAAGACCUAUCCCUACACGAAGACCUAUUAUGACUCGGAGAACACAGAACUCCCACAACUGGUCCCCUCCUCCUGA